CGACUGACUUUGUUGAGCAAAAAUUUUGAAAUUUAUUAUAAAAUUAUAAAAUUGAAUUUUUAUGGAAAGAAUAUCAAUUUUUAUAUGGCCGUUGAAGAAUAUCGAAAAAUUCCCGAUUCAGAGAAAAGAGCUGAAAUGGCUCGGCAAAUUUUUGAGCGUCAUUUUACUUUAAAUAGCGCUGAGCCAGUAAAUAUUGAUAACAGUACGAGUAAAACUAUUAAAGAUGCUGUCUUAGAGAAAUGUUUUACUGCUAACCUUUAUGACGUAGCACAAUAUCAAAUUUUUCAUUUGCUCAAAUACGAUUGCUGGCCGCGUUAUCUUCGUUCGGGUGGUGUUGCACCAACUUUUGAUGACACUCCUGAUGAAAAUAGAGCAACACAAUCUUUAGUGCAAUCUAACCAGACUGGAUCAACAAUAGAUCCAGCACGUCAAGCUAUGGACGCUUUAAAUAAUCGUUGUGUUCGUUUAAUGCCCGUUCUAUAUUUUGCUGCUGAUAUCAUUGUUCCCCAAGCGUUAACUAAAACGGGUGGAACAAUAAUUUUAUUGCGUGCUCGUCACGGUCUUUCUUCAACUGCCGUUCUAAAACCAGUUCUUAAUAAAUUUUCGGUAGAUUUCGAUAAUUGUAUCGUUGUUUUCUCUGGAAGUCUCGAUGUUAUUAGUCCACAAGCACCUAUUGGGCAUAUUGGUCAAAAAUGUGUGACCGUUAUGACACAACAACAAUAUCAAGAACGAUUGAAUGCUCCAAAACGUGAAACCAAUCGCGAUUGCUUAAUAUCGCCUCAUUAUUUAUCAGCUGAAAUAAAUUUGCCAUUUUAUCAGCAUGGUGAUGUUGCAUUUGUUGAAUUACCUGUUGAUUUUGAUAUAAGAACGGGUAAAAUGAAUGCGACACGAAUGUAUUCAAAUGCUAAAGUAAGCUUAUUGAUUGAUUAA
Dracunculus medinensis (Guinea worm) is the source of this 930-nucleotide messenger RNA. NCBI's taxonomy places the organism in Eukaryota, Metazoa, Nematoda, Chromadorea, Rhabditida, Dracunculidae. The record is from the annotation of a GenBank genome assembly.